Messenger RNA from Aspergillus pseudonomiae, 1860 nucleotides. RefSeq names its product glycoside hydrolase family 1 protein. Gene Ontology annotation, biological process: carbohydrate metabolic process. Bases 1 to 1860 code for a protein of 619 amino acids. The record is from RefSeq and is a predicted model, not a curated record. Gene Ontology annotation, molecular function: beta-glucosidase activity. The transcript is spliced from 2 exons. NCBI's taxonomy places the organism in Eukaryota, Fungi, Ascomycota, Eurotiomycetes, Eurotiales, Aspergillaceae.
AUGCGGGCUUCCCUGUCAUAUGCUGCUUUGUUGGCGACAUUUGCUGACGCACAGCAAUUGUACCUCACGACGGACGGCUAUACUGACCGUCCACAGUGUACCAAACCGGCUGCCGUUCCUCAGUACCAUUUCCGGUCCUUUUCUUAUACCCUAAACGAGACCGUUCGUUAUGCUAGUUCAGUACACGCACCAACCACAACCCGAACGUAUGCGCCACCUUACUCGGAAGCAGUCAAGCAUCUCACGGCAAGCCCGGUGACUACAACAUGGGGAAACUGGCUGCCUAGCCAGACAGUGAUUACGGCUACAGACACAGAUGAUCCUUAUGGACAAGCCGCAUGGUCCUCGCUUUGGGAGCAAGUCGAUCUAGAGAACUACACGACUACCGGGCUGUAUUCUACCACGGUCAAUCCUACGGCGAUUCCAAGCAGUGAGCUAAUCCUGCCACCGCGGGACUACUUUGGACCAACAGAUUGCUAUAACUUCCCGGAUGACUUUAUCUUUGGCGUUGCAGGAAGCGCAGCUCAAGUGGAGGGUGCCAUUGGUUUGGAAGGCCGUAGCCCCACCAUCCUGGAGACGUUGGUGAAUACCACUCAGCCAAAGAAUUAUGUGACAAACGAGAACUACUACCUCUACAAGCAAGACAUUCAACGAUUGGCUGCCAUGGGAGUGAAAUACUAUAGUUUCUCGAUCCCGUGGACGCGAAUCCUACCCUUCGUCUUGCCAGGGUCGCCCGUGAACGAACAGGGGAUCAGGCAUUACGACGACUUGAUCAACACCGUCCUUGAUGCCGGAAUGCAGCCUAUAGUUACCUUGCUUCAUUUUGAUAGCCCCUUGAUGUUCGUGGGCAGCGACAAUACGUCCGCUCAUCCAGAUAUCGGCUACAACAACGGCGGCUACCAGAACGAGACCUUCGUGGACGCCUUCGUCAACUAUGCGAAGAUUGUUCUUACUCACUACGCCGACCGCGUUCCGAUCUGGAUUACCUUCAACGAGCCGCUGCUCUAUUCAUUUAACUUCGCUGGUGCCAAUAACGUGGUGCACGCCCACGCCCAAGUGUACCAUUUCUACCAUGAGGAGCUUAAUGCCACCGGCAAGAUAGGUAUCAAAUUCAAUGACAAUUUCGGAGUUCCUCGAGAUCCAACCAACUCAAGUGAUAUCAUCGCCGCCAAUCGUUUCCAGGAGAUGCAGCUGGGACUUUAUGCCAACCCCAUCUUCCUCGGCCAGCAGUACCCGGACUCUGUCCUGACAACUCUACCGGGCGCUAAGCCGCUCAGUGACCAGGACCUCGCAUACAUAGGUAAUACCUCGGACUUCUUCGGCAUCGACCCAUACACCGCGACGGUAGUCUCCCAGCCUGUUGGAGGUAUCGAGAGCUGCGCCAAGAACCAAUCUACAGGAAACUCGUUAUUCCCUUACUGUGUCAUGCAAGAGACAAAGAACAUCUACGGCUGGAAUAUCGGGUACCGUUCACAAAGCUACGUGUACAUCACACCCACUUAUCUCAGGGAAUAUAUCAACUAUCUCUGGAAUACCUUCCGGAAGCCCGUGUUUGUGACCGAGUUCGGGUUCCCUGUAUCCCACGAGGCCGAUCUGGAGUUGUCGGACCAGCUGUUCGACACGCCACGCAGUAUCUACUAUCUAUCCUUCAUGUCGGAGAUUCUCAAGGCCAUCCACGAAGAUGGGGUGAAUGUUAUGGGUGCUUUGGCCUGGUCGUGGGCUGAUAACUGGGAGUUUGGUGAUUACAAGCAGCAAUUCGGGUUACAGGUGGUGAAUCGGACAACCCAACAGCGGUUCUUCAAGAAGAGCUUCUUUGAUUUGGUUGAUUUUGUGGGUGCGAGGCUACCACCUUCGUCAUGA